Messenger RNA from Ostrea edulis (European flat oyster), 2512 nucleotides. RefSeq lists its product as uncharacterized. The record is from RefSeq and is a predicted model, not a curated record. The coding region runs from base 491 to 1531 and encodes 346 amino acids. The transcript has 4 exons. Gene Ontology annotation, cellular component: membrane. NCBI's taxonomy places the organism in Eukaryota, Metazoa, Mollusca, Bivalvia, Ostreida, Ostreidae. Gene Ontology annotation, molecular function: tumor necrosis factor receptor binding. Gene Ontology annotation, biological process: immune response.
AACAAGUCACAGCUCUCACGCAAAUUGAACACUUUGCUCUCGUGUCUUUCGGAAAUCUUGAUAUGUUAUAGGUAAUUGUCAGUUACAACAUACUGAAACACUUCGAUUUAAACGACACUGUAGUGUUUAGCGUCAUUUCUUAAACAGUUUAAAGUCUGGAUAGCUAUCUUUAGAAAUGUGAAAACGUUGAGCUUGUCCGAGAUCUACUUCCUUUCUGUAGUAUGCUGGAUAUAAAGUACACUUUUUAUCUUCCAAACUGGAGUAAAUACAGGUGAUUCAACAAAUUUUACAAAAGAGAGAUUCCUUCACCGGAACUUUAUAUCCGAUUUAAAAGAUCUGGUUGCGGUCAGCUAGAAGCUAACCAAGAGGAUUUUACACACACUCGUCAUUGUGUUAUUUAAAUCUUCAAAUGGGAGAAGUCGCUCGAAAAUAACCACAUUUAUUACUACCGCAAUUGAGAGGAAGUCCUGUGUCAUAUUUUGCACUUAACAUGAAUCCGCCGUCAACAGAGGGUCAUGAGAAGAGAAAGAGACUUGAGUUUUCUAUCUCCAGUGACGGAUCGGGAGACACGGACUAUAGCCAGGGCUAUUACAGUGAGGAGGCCCGCGAUAGCCUGGCAGAUCUCCUACCCAAAAUGCAAAGAACACCAAGCUGUGUUUCCAAUUUUACGCAAUGUGCUAAUCAACAGAAAUUGGAUGAUCUCUACAAAUCUUACACUAAACUGAAGAUUUAUUUCUGCGUUUUGUGUGUGGUUAACGUCAUUAUCAUCCUGCUUGUUUGUAUCUUUUUCGCUGUGUUUUUCAUUCGCUUCUCGCAUGACGAUAAUGGCUUGGACAAUUCGUUUAUAAAUCCAACACGAGGGGAACAGAACUUGAAUCCCAAUACUGGUCGAGCGGAUGCUCUCUCAGCAACGACAAAACGACCUCAAAUAGUUCCCAACGCAGAAAUCCGGUGCUCUGUCCUCAAACACAAACUAAAUGCUACUGGUUUUGACAGCAGAGAAACGUGUUCUCUUGAGGAUAUGGUCGAUUCUAUUGCAAAGUAUCUUAAGCCAAGAGAAUACAAUGAUGUUUUGCAUCUCACUGAGGGUACACCAGAAAAAGAUGGUUCAGACUGCUUCCUGAAACAAUGGAAAAAGGACAAAGACAGUUCUUCUCCAAGUUCGGCGGGCCUAAAUUUCAACCAACAGAGAGGGACCAUUAUUAUACCAUCCAAUGGCUAUUACUAUGUUUACAGUCGCCUGACGUUCAAGUAUAACUCGAGAAUCAGCCCGGAACAGGCACAAAAACUGCAGUUAAAAGACAUUAAGCAUACCAUCGAGAAGAGUCGAGCUCUUUCCUCCCAAUACAGUUCAGUGCAAUCCACUUCAAUUCAGUGUACCAAAACUUCUUUUGUCCACAGCAGCUUCCUCCAGAGAGUGCUGUAUAUGGAAAAGGGAGACGAACUUAGAGUGAAAAUGUCUGAUUCGGGUAAAAUUCAGUACGAUGAGAAAUACAAGCACGAGAACUACUUCGGAAUCUUCAAGUUAUGAUAGAUCCAACAAACUGAGGUUACAUCUCAGAUUAAACGUUUUUCAUAGAAAGACGUGACAGUAGUUCUGUGUACAGCCCAGAGCGCCCAUUGUGAAAAAAUCCUCUUCUUUCAAAAAGUGGCCUUGUUGACUUCCUUUUUAUGUAGUGACAAGAAUUCUGUGAUCAGCACUGUGAGUUGCUCUUUUGACAUUACCCAUGUGCCAAACCGACUAGAUAGCGGGCAGAGUAUGCCACGAAGUUUAAGAUGUUUGAAGAAAUACCGGUACGAAUUAAAAAUUCGCAUUAAGAAGUUAUGAACUUCUGUGAUAGUUUGCAUUACAAUAGCUAAUACUGCAAUAUGCUUGCAUCAGAUUACAGGAAUUUUAAUUGCUAACACCCAUUAUUAUACAUGUAUUAUAUAAGUAUAAACCUGGUAUUAAUACCGUCCUGUGUUUAACAUGUGAUUUAUGUUUAUUAUACAAUUAUAUCUUGUCACUGUUGUACAUGUAUUGAAAUAGUUUUUUGCAUGUAAAAUUCUUAACUGUAGUCGAUUCUAUAUUACUAAUGUCACUGAAAAACCAUGAAACACCAACAAAUGCAAAAAGGGGACAUAACCAUGUGUAUACUAUACAGGACCCACAACCGGGUCUAUUACUAGUCAAUCGAGUGAGACCACGAGAAAUAUGCUCAAAUGCUCAUGGUUAUUACAAAUUCCCUUUAAUACCUGAUCUCAGUUGUAUAAUGUUUGUCAACUUCCAAAUGGCUUUUUCAUGUUCCAUAUUGUGUGUGUGUCAUUAUUCAGUAUAUUGUCGUUAUUAACUGGUGAAAAUGUUGAUCAAAAUGUAUUCAUUUUAAAAAAUAUAGUGCUGUAUAAAAAAUAUAGUGCUCUGCAAGUUGUGUCAGUUAUGAAAUGGCUAGUAUGUUCGUAAUAAAUCUGUUAUUAUAGUGAUAUAAUCAUUGUUAUUAAAAAGUUAUUGUGAUAAAAUAAAUUUUGAAUAUUG